AUGAAACAAUAGCUAAAUUACACGCUUUGGAUAACUUUCCUGGUUUCAACUGUUUUGAUCUACUUAUUUUUCAGUUCAGGGGAAUUUAGUUUCAUAUUAACACUGGCUUGUGGAAUUCAAUGCUUUGGAUUUGGAUUAGUAUUUGUGACAAUUUCAAUUACUAAAGAGACAAGUGGAUUAAGUAAAUAGACCUUUAUUUGUUGUGCUUAAGCAUUGUUGGCACGUUUAUUCUCAAUUCUGACUUUCGAAGGUUAUUUGCCUUCAGAUGCAACAGGGGAUUAUGUGUAUAGAUUAUUCGAAAUUUUGUCGCUCAUCUUUUGCAUAUUGACAGCAUUCAGCAUAAAAAAUAACAAAUAAGAAUUGUUCCAAUGGUAUUACUUCACUCCAGUGAUGUUGGUGACUGCUUAUUAUGUGCAUCCAGGAUUGAAUUCACAUUCAUUUUGCGAUAUCUCUUGGGUGUUUGCUUUGUAUAUGGAAUCAUUCGCAAUAUUGCCAUAGAUACACCUUUUCACGAAGAGAGAGGGAAUAAUUGAAUAUCACACAUCUAAUUUUGUAAUCACUCAAGCUCUCAACAAAGUAAUCUGCGUGAUCUUUUGGUUUUAUUCUUAUGAGGAACUCAAUCGAAGUUCAGAUGAGUCAACCAUAAGUGUGGCUCCUUAGUUGAGUGGCUAUUUUGUGAUGGUGGCUCAAUUGAUUUCAAUUAUCAUAACAGCAGAUUUUGUGUAUAAAUAUUUGCAGAGUUGGAAAUAGGGUAUUCCAUUGGUUAUGUUGCCUUCAUGA
Molecule: messenger RNA, 780 nt
Organism: Paramecium tetraurelia
Lineage: Eukaryota; Ciliophora; Oligohymenophorea; Peniculida; Parameciidae
Exons: 4
Biological process (GO): protein retention in ER lumen
Cellular component (GO): membrane
Molecular function (GO): ER lumen protein retrieval receptor activity
Source: RefSeq, a predicted model, not a curated record